Molecule: messenger RNA, 393 nt
Organism: Symbiodinium sp. CCMP2592
Lineage: Eukaryota; Dinophyceae; Suessiales; Symbiodiniaceae
Source: the annotation of a GenBank genome assembly
AUGACUGCGCGUGCCCUUAAGAGGGAACGGCUCCCUCGGCUGUACAAAGAUGUCCUUUCCAAGAAGCCAAAGGAGUAUUGGGACUACGAGAAGAUGAUAGUCAAAUGGGGAAAUCUGGAGCACUACGAGGUUACACAGAAGAUCGGGCGGGGAAAGUACAGUGAAGUUUUCACCGGCUACCAUGUGCCCACGAACAAGAAAUGCGUGAUCAAGAUCCUGAAGCCAGUGAAAAAGAAGAAGAUCAAGCGUGAAAUCAAGAUUCUUCAAAACGUCAGCAAGGGACCCAACAUUGUGGCAUUGCUGGACAUCGUCCGCGACCCGCUGACAAAAACACCCUGCCUCGUUUUCGAGCACAUUAACAACACGGACUGGAAGACACCUGCCAACUUUUGA